AUGUCCCUGGCCCUUAACUCCAGACAACUCCCUCCCUGCUCUCAGUUACUCCAUGCAUCAUCAACAACCUCAUCCCCAAGUGAGACCACCACUCCCUCUGCAGCGGGUGUCGCCCCAGAGGUGACCCUGACAGAGUCCGCCACCCCCUCGACGUCGCACCACAACUCCAGCAUUAACCGUAGGGGCAAGACUCAGGAAUCGAACGAACCUAUACUUUUUGACGACCUUGCCAACCGCGACUCUGAACAGGGGCCCCGCCCUUCUGAGGACGAUGAUCUAGAGCGUGGUGUGCAGGAGAUUACGGUCGCGAUGAACGAGCCAAACGGAUCGUUAGCUGGACUGACGACGGACGAGGCUAUCACGAAACUUAUCGAUCUGGCCAUCGAAGUCCUUGACAAGUACCACACCCCCGCAACGAAUAUGCAGCACUUUGUCAAGUACAUCACCUCAGUCCCUUCAAUUACCUCCAUUAUCGCCAUUCUCGGCCUGCUCAUCUUUUACGUUUACGGCACUCUCAACGCAUCACCACGGCAGUUUCGACUCACAGGGACCAUUGUCGAAAUCGCCAUUCUUGCCACUAUCUUUAUCUGGAAUGCAUUUAUCCACAGGCGCGACCUUCAACUCCGAGGUCGGGAAGUCAAGGAUCGCGUUCGAGGUGUGAUCCUAGAACUGGAGACCAUCAGAGUGCAGCCCGGCCAGGAGCUUAAAAUCCCGUCGAUCCCGUCGGUCAGCACUGUCAGGGUUAUCCGUUCAGGCAUUGUCAGGACAUUGCCUAGUAAUUUGAUUGUGAAAGGCGACUUGGUCGAGAUGGUCUACGGCGAUGCGGCUCCUUGCAACAUCCUCUGCACCUUGUCCAAACACGGAGUCGAGAGCACCAGUCAGACACUACACCCACAGCAUCACCACCAUCAUCGCCAUUCGCACUCUCGCAGGUCCUCUCCCACCAGGGAGUUUUUUCUCAGUAGGAGAGAAAUCUUUCAGCCAUCAUUAUUCGGGAAUCCACCCUCGGAGGUGUGGCAGAAGCGUCAUCACGAACUUCGGGGACGAUACACAUUUGAGGUCCUGGAGACGCCGCUGGAGCAAAUUCUUCAUACGGCAUUGGAUCCAACACCCCGACCCAACAGUUUGAUUCAGAAGCAGCUCCUUGUCAUCUCUAGGAUAAUAUUUUUCAAGGUCGUUAUGGCGAUUGCUCUCCUGGCGCUUGUGAUCAACCUUUUACGCUAUGUCCUCAAGGAGGUUCUACAACUGAAUCACCCUUCUCAAGGGCCUGAACAACUACUCGCACUGCCUAUCUACGCCGUCCUGCCUCUUUUACCGCUCUCGCUGCCAACACUACUUCAGUUCUCCAAGGCGUUCACCAACGCGACCAUCCUAGUCCUAUUCAACACCCUUCAGAUCUCCAAGACCGAGUACGAGGAUGAGAAAGAUGUCGACGAAUUUGAUGUUGAGGCGCCCCCGCCCACCAAAAACGUCGACAUUGCUCGGAAGGAGGUCUGGAAACGGUUUUGGCGACUGUUGACGAGAUGGGGCAAUAGUGGACAGGAUUUUGAUGACGGCUUGACACGGAGUACCAACUUGGUAGAGAGUUUGGGAGGGAUCACCGUCAUUUGCAGUAUCGACAAGGAAGGAACCAUUGCCACUGCAUUCCCGGCAGUUGAGCAGCUUUUGGUUGCAAAAGAAGAUGAGGACACGGUUGUGCUGGAUGUUUUGGAGGACGAUCUGUCACCAAAUGGACUCCGGUUCGAGGACAAGGACUGGGAGAGUUAUAUUCAGUCGCUCAAACCCAUCGGAUUGAACCAGCUUCUCAACACCAACUGCAGCACACUCUCGGCGGUCCGGCGACGGGAAUCUCACCGAAAAUGCAACACUCUCCAUUACCAUUGCAAGACGAGGGCGGCUCAGCAGACUUGCCUCUGUCGACUGGGCAAGGAGAUUGGAUUCACCAGUGAAGCACUCCGCCCGUUCACGCUUCAAAAGGAGAUUUUUUGCUAUCACCCCUAUGUCCCUAUGCCGCCAAUGACCUUUGGCAAACUGACAACAUUCGAGAUCCCAACCAUGAUCAGUACAAUCUACCACGAGGGUGCCGGCGACGGUUAUAUGGUUUUGACGGACGGUCAUGUCGAGUGUGUUGUGGAGUGCUGCACAGAGUAUUGGGAUGGCACCGGGCUUCAGGACCUUAACGACGCUAUGCUGAAAAAGAUCUCGGAUUUCUAUCAGACGGCAGUUGUCAAUGACUUGCAGUGUGUCGCCUACGCUUACCGACCCUUGGCGAUUGAAAAGGGUCCUCAGCCACUGGACUUUAACUCUUCCGCAAAUGGAUUCAUCACAUUGCCCUUACGAGUGCUUCCUGAGACAGACAACAAAGUCGACCCUCAAUCUUCUGACAGCGGGCACCUUUCGAGUCAAGGACAUGAUGAGAUCGAGGAAGACCCUAUUCCAGUGACUAUGCAACGGUCGGGCCAGGGCCGCAAGAUGGACUUGAGCAGUUUGCCCGAUCCGGUCAACAUUGUGAUUCAUAUCGGUGGCGAUAGCGACGUCGAGGAUGAAGAGCAGGACAUUGGGGCGUCGGUCGAGGAUCAAGGCGUGAGCACAGCCAAGAUCGACACAGGACCAUUGCAGAGGUGGCGAAGAUUGCGGGAAAUGGACUUGGCGCAAGCUGAAAACGAGGAGGAGGGGUCAGAGGAACAUCUUGAUUCCACGCUACAGGUCGAUUCUCAGGAGUUUAUUGAAGAGGCGAUCCAAGGUCAGAUCUUCCUUGGCAUGACCACCCUUGCUCACCAACCCAAAACGAACGUGUGCGAUUUUAUUGAGGAUUUGGGGCUGGCUGGAAUUCGGUUCGUAUACUUUUCACCUGCGAGCGAGAGGGAGAGCAAAGCGUUUGCAGAUCGCUUGGGGUUAGAGACGGACUGGAACAGCUGUAUUCUCUUGUCGUCGGCAUCGGACCCAUUUGGCGCCAGCACAGGAUACUUGGAGUCGUAUGACAUCAAGGCUCAGCUGCCACGGGGAAUUGAAAACAUCCGCCCCCAUCUUGAGGCCGUGGACGAUAUCCCUCUGCACGUUUCUCUAUUUGCGGAAUGUGGUCCUGAGGCAGCGACGGAAAUGAUCAAGAUCUUCCAGGAUUAUGGCGAAGUCGUCUGCUGUAUCGGAAGCUCACUCAACAUCAACAACACCGCCGCCUUCGCUAAGGCGGAUAUUAGUGUUGGCAUGGAACCGAUUAAAAUGAACUCGAGCCCAGAGUCGCGUUCGGCCUUCUCGCUUGGCGCCAAAAUCAACAGUCUGCCAUGUGGUCUUACCAUGCACAGUGAAACAAGUUUGUACGCGUUGACUCAGGUUGUCCGUGAAGCCCGUCGACUUUUGAACUCACAACGCCAGGGUGUGGUGUUCAUGAUUGCUUCUUUCAUGUCAGUCUCCUUACUGCUCCUGAUCUCGUACUGCUUCCUGUUGCCACCAGCCAUGACGGGAUACCAAAUCCUUUGGGUUAUGUGGGUCAUUGUCCCACUCUUGAUUCUCUCCUACUUUUUCUCACCUCACGAGCCAGAUACCAUGACCAUGAUGCCCAGCAAGAAUAUGUCGCCACUUCGCGAUCUCCCACGCUUCAUCUAUUACUUCCUUGCACGGUUUAUCCUCCCCACCGGAAUCUCGCUACAUAUAUAUGACGGCCAGGAAGGAUACCACUUUUUGUUCAACAGUUUCGGGAACGGGACGCCUUGGCUGCAGUGGUCAGUGAAUGAGCAGUGGGCACUGCUGUAUGCCCAGAACUAUACUAUGAUCAUUUGGGUCUGGUACAUGGUUUGGAUGUCCAGCACGUUCAUGAGCCGCGCCCUUUCCCUCCGCUCAUUCCAGCCCUGGAAGAACCGUACCUGGAUCGGCGCUUGCAUUGUUUGCCUGGCGCUGCAGUUUGUGUUCUGUGCAGUGUCGCUGUUCAGGGGCCCACAUAAGGUGAAUGAUGUUCCCUGGUGGCUGUUUGUGAUCUCGUUCCUCUGGCCGAUCGUGUUCAUACCGAUCCAGGAGGUCGUCAAGGCCCGCGAUCUGAAAGAGUGUAUCCGUGCUCAAAAGCUGGCCAAACUUGAGUUCAACACCAAACUCGGCAUGCAUUCCCCUCUGUAA
Linnemannia hyalina is the source of this 4107-nucleotide messenger RNA. NCBI's taxonomy places the organism in Eukaryota, Fungi, Mortierellomycota, Mortierellomycetes, Mortierellales, Mortierellaceae. The record is from the annotation of a GenBank genome assembly.